Molecule: messenger RNA, 2286 nt
Organism: Venustampulla echinocandica
Lineage: Eukaryota; Fungi; Ascomycota; Leotiomycetes; Helotiales; Pleuroascaceae
Product: Zn2 DNA-binding protein
Exons: 3
Coding region: 1-2286 (761 amino acids)
Biological process (GO): regulation of DNA-templated transcription; DNA-templated transcription
Molecular function (GO): zinc ion binding; DNA-binding transcription factor activity, RNA polymerase II-specific; DNA binding
Source: RefSeq, a predicted model, not a curated record
AUGCCACGUUCCCUCCUACCCAAGUCCGAGGCGAUGUCCUCGUCCCCGUCCCCGUCGCUGGACGCGGCGUUUGCUGGUGGCGAGGCACCCCCAAAGCGUCGCUGCAUUUCCAGUGCCUGCAUGCCAUGUCGGAAGCGCAAAUCAAAGUGCGAUGGGCUUCAACCGGCCUGCCAUGCCUGUACCACCGCGUAUCACUCAGAAUGCUACUAUGAUAUCGAUAGUGACCAUCGGCGGAAGGGAGCCUUGAAGCGCGACAUCGCCCAAUUGAAGGAAGACCUUGGCCCUCGAAAUGCCAUUCUGGAUGCCAUCAGAAAAGGCUCCGAAUCCGUUGUCGAUGAUAUAAUUGAAUUGAUAAGGUCUAAUCCGGAUGAAAGCUGGGAUUCUAUAGCUGAGCGUGUGGAAACCCCCAGCUUCGGUGCGACGGAGAAGGCGCCGCUGUCUUCGUAUCUUGAAGGGGAGGUCGAUAGCUUCUCGGUGAAGGCAUUGGCAAAACCUGGGGACAGUCGGCAGUAUGGGCAUACCUCGAAUCUCUCAUCGCUCCUAGAUGAUGAUAUUGCGCCAGUAUCGGAAAUCAGUCAGUGCGGGGCUUGGACGAAUGUGACGGACAAUGAGGACCUCAUCAAACACCUUUUGGACGUGUACCUUGCGUGGUCUCAUCCAUUAUAUAUGCUCUUUUCCGAGGAAGCCUUCUUAUACGGUAUGCAGGAGCGAAAGCUCAAGUACUGCACCCCUUUGCUGGUCAAUGCCGUCCUGGCUGUUGGAUGCCAUUUCUCAGACCGCCCAGAAGCCCGAGCCGAUCCCAACGAUACCUCAACCGUUGGUGGCCACUUCUUCGCUGAGGCAGUUCGACUGUUUCAGGAAAACGGUCGGCCGUCCCUUACCAGUGUCCAAGCUCUCGCUGCAAUGUCACUUCAUCAGGCCAUGAACAAUAAUGACAGUAGUGGGUGGCUCUACAUGUGCCAAACAAUUGGCAUGGUGAUUGAGCUUGGCCUACACACAAACCAACCUACUCAAUCGAACGGGGAGAUGAUAGAAUUAGAAGCUGCGGCACGCAGAAUCACGUUUUGGGGGUGUUAUUUUCUUCAGACUGCUUGGGGAAUGUGCGUUGGACGUAUUUCCAUGCUACCGAGGACAGCCAUUCGGGUUGGGAAGCAGGAUAUAUCAGACCACCUAGAGAGCAAAAUCUGGAUACCAUCCGGUCAUCCAAAUUAUCCUAGUCUAGCAAGUGGAAUCGAACAGCCAGGCAUGAGAUAUACCCUUCUCCUACACUCCAGCCUCCUUUGUGAGAUUGUGGACGACAUCGUACAAUUAUUUUACGCCUCCCGGGACCGAAUCACCAGCCGCAAACUACAACACCAUCAUGAAAAGCUUCAAGAGUGGCACAAGGCUCUUCCAGAAUCUCUCGCCAUAAAGGACACGCCAACAUUACCUCAAGUUAUCUGUCUACAUGUCUAUUACCAUAAUUGCGUUAUCCAGCUCUUCCGACCUUUCCUGCGCUACCAAUUUGUAGAAGGUACCCGGACGCCUCGUCAGAUAGCCACCAAAGCUGCCAACAAAAUUUCCGAAUUAAUGGCCCUUUAUACCCAAACUUACAGUCUUCGCAGACCCGUAUUCAUGUCUUCGCAUUGCAUAGUGACAGCAGCUGUCAUCCACCUAGUCACUCUGUCCCCACCAAAUGUCCCUCCAAAAAUCCGCGAGCAAACAGAGAUACACGUCGCCAACGCUAUCCGUACCCUACACGAAAUGCACCGGAGUUUUCCUAUCGUGGUAAGGUAUCUAAAAUCCAUCCGAGUCCUCAUAACGAGAUGGUGUCCUGUCAUUCCAGAAAGGAUACAGGAAGCCAUGGUGGACGCAGGCAUGGGGUCACCGAUCUCAACAUCCUCAAACCCACCCGAUCUCAACUCACAACGAUACACCAACCACGCUAAUCACACCUAUCAUACCAACCAAAUGAUAAUUGACGACCGCAAACCGUCAGUCCAUGACGCCAAUCCUCAUCCUCACGUCAUUGGCCCCCCCGUCCAAAACCAAACCCGCUGUCAAACGCACAACUACCAACCCUUAUUCUGGACUCCUUUCCCACACGAAGGCGACGGCGUCCCACUUGCUCUACCACCCGAGCUGCACGAACCUGUUAACCAGCAUAUGGGCAUCGCCGGUAUGCCCCCCCUAGCCAUUGAUCGGGAUUGGUCGCAGUUGAAUCGCUAUGGGUUUACGAUGAAUGGGACUGGAGAGGGGGAUGUGGCGCUUUGGGAACUUAAUUGGGAUAACCAUCUCGGUUCAUGA